AUGGUUUCAUUUAGAGACAUUCAAGCUUCCAAUGCUCUUAUCAGCGAUGCUAAUGCCCCGCGUGUCGCUGUCUUUGUUGGUGGGACGUCAGGGAUUGGGAAGUUUACCCUGAAAGCUUUGGUUGAGAAAGGGACUAGUUUCAGAGUCUAUCUUGUUGGUAGGAAGAGUGGAAAGGAGAGCAGUGAUGUUUUCAUUCAGGAGAUGAAUGCUAUUAAUCCCAAGGCUGAAAUCAUUUGGAUUGAGGGCGAAGUCGCACUCCUUUCCGAGACGAAGAGAGUUUGCGAGAUUAUCAAAAGCAAAGAGAAGACUAUUGAUCUUGUCUUUAUCACUCUGGGCUAUGCCCCUUUUACCGCUCGGAAGAAUACCAUCGAAGGUUUCGAUGCAUCCCAGACGCUGCGAUACUACACCCGGAUACUUUUCAUUCAACAUCUCCUCCCCCUCCUCAACCAGUCAGAAAGUCCGAGAGUCGUCAGCGUCUUGGGUGGCGGUAUGGAACGCUCAAACAUUGACCUCGAAGACAUUGAUCUAAACAAGCCCGGCAAUUUCAACGUCGUGAGUACGCACACACAAGCCGGAGCCAUGAACACCCUAUUCCUGGAACAUCUCGCCAACCAGAACCCCAACGUGACUUUUCUUCACUCUUGUCCUGGCUGGGUCAACACGGGAAAUGUCAGAAGAGGUUUGGAUUCUGGUUCGUUUCUGUCUUGGACUAUUUGGCUUCUUCUUGAACCGCUUAUUGCUAUUUUCUCAUUCAGCGAUGAGGAGUCUGGGGAGAGAAACUUGUUUGCAAGUACCAGUGCUGCUUUUGGUGGGAGAGGUACGCCGUGGGAAGGCAAAGUGGGAGUGAAUUCUUAUGGAAAACAAGAGAAUGGCUUGUUUCUUGUCACGAGCAAAUGUGAUUGUACGCUGAAUGAGAAGACGGUAGGGAUUCUACGAGAAACGGCUUUGGAACGAGUUGUUGAGCAUACUAACGAAGUCUUGGGAUCUUAUCUGUGA
Fusarium coffeatum is the source of this 996-nucleotide messenger RNA. RefSeq lists its product as uncharacterized. The transcript has a single exon. Lineage: Eukaryota; Fungi; Ascomycota; Sordariomycetes; Hypocreales; Nectriaceae. The coding region runs from base 1 to 996 and encodes 331 amino acids. The record is from RefSeq and is a predicted model, not a curated record. Gene Ontology annotation, biological process: secondary metabolic process.